Molecule: messenger RNA, 1733 nt
Organism: Anopheles moucheti
Lineage: Eukaryota; Metazoa; Arthropoda; Insecta; Diptera; Culicidae
Exons: 5
Coding region: 274-1365 (363 amino acids)
Molecular function (GO): serine hydrolase activity
Source: RefSeq, a predicted model, not a curated record
AAGCAUAACAAAACUUUUAUCGUUAAAACAUCUUAUCGUGUGGCUGCAGACGUGUUUAAAAUAAAUCAGAAGGGAUGCAGAACUAGCCACCGUUCAUCGCUUUCGGCUCAAUUACGAGUAAAAAGCGUACGCCCGUAAGCUUAUCAUUGUAAUGUGAAUCUUUACGAAUGGUUUGCUUCGCUUGACCGGCACCAUGCCAUGACCAGUUCUCCGGAAGAAUUGCUGGCUCAGUAAUCUGUCGCUCUUCGGCGGAGUCGUUUCGUGGAUGUUCAAAUGUUGUUCCCUUUGUCGUCUCGCACGCUAUUGAACCGUUGGAUUAAUCAUUUUGGCGUUGUUGAAAUCAAUGCAAAAACCAGGCCACGCCGGCUAAUCGACAGAAGUGGUCAAUUGUCCGUUCUAGUGCAAUUUACCGCUUCUUACAGUGGGUUACGCGAACGAGCAAAGAAAUCUAUUAGCUCUUCCGAUUUCCGAGGAUACAGAUAUCAACAGUACUCGCAAAUGCUACCAUCAAAUCCAACCAUGACUUGGCGUGGUCCAAUAGAACCAGCUUGUUUUACCAAAAACAUGACUUUCUUCACCAAGCAGAAGCAAACCUACGAAAAAGAUAAUCAAUCUUUACGAUUAACGGUGGCGCUCGACAAGCCGUUGGUGUUUAUCUUUGCCUGGUUACAAGCAUCGGAAAAACAUCUGGCAAAGUACGCCGAAUUCUACCUGGAACAGGGCUUCGAUGUGCUAUGCGUCCAUAUAACACCCUGGCAAUUGGUGUGGCCAGUUUACGGUUCGCAGAAAGUUGCAGCGGAUAUCGUAAAAUUUCUCUCCAACAACGACUUUCCCGAGGGCAUCGUGAUACACGGAUUUUCCGUCGGAGGCUAUCUUUGGGGUGAGUGUUUGGCGAAGCUACAUGCUGUCCCGAUCGGCAGACGUGUGCUGGAAAACAUCCGUGGUCAGGUGUGGGAUAGUUUGGCGGAUAUAACGGAAAUCCCGGUUGGCGUACCACACGCAUUGUUGCCCCAUAACCCAACGCUACAGGGCGUCCUGCGUAACUACAUCAACUACCACAUGAAGCUGUUCCACGAGGAAGCUACCCAGUACUACGUUAAAUGUACGCAUCUCUUCCAUUACGAACCGGCGCUGUGUCCGGCGUUGCUGCUCGUUUCGAAAACCGAUCCAGUCGGUACGGAAAAGGCAAACAAUCGACUGCGUGAUAUUUGGGAAUCGGUCGGUGUAAAGACGUCGUUGAAGUGCUGGGAUAAGUCGCCCCAUGUUGGACAUUUCCACAAGCAUCGAGACGAGUACAUUGAGUUGCUACUGGCGCACCUUCGUGCCCUCGAUUUACCGAUGUAUAAUCGAAAAGCUAAGCUCUAAUGACCCGACGACAGGCUGUUUGCAUCAUUUCGCGAGUGAUGACAAGAAAUUUCAGUACUUGGUACAGAAAAGAAACUUCACUUCGCUCGAUCUGGACCGGUUCGAUUUAAAGCGAUAACGUGAUAAGCGGUCCAUCAGGGAUAAGACAAUGUUGCUGCAGUGACUACUCCUGAAACAUCAUACAAGUUUAGCCUUUAUACAGCUAACAGCUGACUUCUGGUCUGAUAAAUCAACAAGCAAGAAUUAAAGAAAUACACAAGUGUUCGAUAUCUAUCAGCUGAGCGGAUUACCUCCAACACCACCCCAACCGAAGCAGAGUAUGUAUUCCGAUAAAAAUUAAUAAAUACCUCACAAAUAAAGAGAGAGCA